Messenger RNA from Paramuricea clavata, 408 nucleotides. Lineage: Eukaryota; Metazoa; Cnidaria; Anthozoa; Malacalcyonacea; Plexauridae. The record is from the annotation of a GenBank genome assembly.
GCUUCUACUAAAGAUCCACCUUUCGGAUUAUCCGAUCAUAACACCGUCUCUAUUACCCCUGGAAACCGUAAGAAGUCAUACAAUGCAAAAAGAGCAGUUACAGUUAGAGACAUGAGACCGAGCUCAAGACAGGUCCUGGGAAGAUUUCUAAGUAAUAUAGAUUGGUUAGUUCUUGAGAAUGUCGAAGAUAUAAACGAAAAAUAUGCUUUCUUUAGCAACAUUAUUAUAAUGGGUAUGGAUAUUAUUAUGCCAGCAAAGACUAUUAAGCUCCAUAUAAAUGAUGCUCCAUGGAUGACUGGUCAUCUGAAGCACGUAAUAAAGUGUCGCCAGAAAGCUUUAAAAGAUAACUGUCCUACACAGUUUAAAUUUUAUCGUAACCAAGUUAAUAGAAGGAGGAAACGUGUUUAA